This is a messenger RNA of Rhizophagus irregularis DAOM 181602=DAOM 197198, 1490 nucleotides long. RefSeq lists its product as uncharacterized. NCBI's taxonomy places the organism in Eukaryota, Fungi, Glomeromycota, Glomeromycetes, Glomerales, Glomeraceae. The record is from RefSeq and is a predicted model, not a curated record. Gene Ontology annotation, molecular function: protein binding.
AAGAAGCUUUUAAAUGGUUUAAAAAAGCUGCUGAAGGUGAUAAUUCUGAUGCUCAACUUAUACUUGGAAGAAUUUAUCUUGAUGGUAAUGAAGCUAAACAACAAGAUAUUGGUCAAGCCUUAAAAUGGUUUAAAAAAUCUGCUGAAAAAGGUGAUGAUAGUGCACAAUUAAUAGUUGGUGAAUUAUUAUAUCAAGGAAAAGGCGCUAAAAAAGAUAUUAAAGAAGCUUUUAAAUGGUUUAAACAAUCUGCUGAAAAUGAUAAUCCUGAUGCUCAAUUUACUAUUGCAAAAAUGUAUUUUGAUGGUGAUGGUAUUAAAAAAGAUAUUGAUGAAGCUUUAAUAUGGUUGAAAAAAUCUGCUGAACAAGGUGUUGUUAAUGCUCAAUUAUUUAUUGGAAAUUUAUUAUAUGAAGGAAAUGUUAUUAAAAAUAAUUCAAAAGAAGCUUUUAAAUGGUUUGAAAAAGCUGCAGAAAAGGGUAAUUUGGAUGCUCAAUUUACUAUUGGACGUAUGUAUCUUGAUGGUAAUGGAGUUAAAAAAGAUAUUGAAAAAGCUUUAAAAUGGUUUAAACAACCCGCUGAACAAGGUGAUCCUAAUGCACAAUUUAUCGUUGGAAAUUUAUUACAAGAAGGAAAAAGCGUUAAAAAAGAUGCUAAAGAAGCUUUUAAAUUAUUUAAAAAAGCUGCAGAAAAUGGUAAUAUGGGCGCUCAAUUUACUCUUGGAAGAAUUUAUCUUUCUGGUAAUGAAGUUAAACAGCAAGAUAUUGGUCAAGCUUUAAAAUGGUUUAAAAAAUCCGCAGAACAAGGCGAUGUUAGUUCACAAUUAAUCGUAGGAAAUUUAUUAUACGAAGGAAAAGGCGCUAAAAAAGAUACUAAAGAAGCUUUUAAUUGGUUUAAAAAAGCUGCAGAAAAUGAUAGUACCGAUGCUCAAUUUACUAUUGGACGAAUGUAUCUUGAUGGUGAUGGAGUUGAUAAAGAUUUUGAAGCUGCUUUAAAAUGGAUCAAAUUAUCUGCUAAACAGGAUGAUACUAAUGCUCAAUUACGAGCUGGAAAAUUAUUAUAUGAAAGUAAAGAUAUGAGUAACGGUAAUAAAGAAGCUCUCAAAUUGUUUAAACAAGCAGCUAAACAAAAUAAUGCUGAUGCACAAAUUAUGGUUAGUAAAAUGUAUUUAAAUGGCGAUGGAGUUUGGAGGAAAAAUAACAAGAAAUCAUUAAAAUGGAUGUUAAGAGCCGCUGAACAAAAUAAUAAUACAGAAGCUCAAUUUCUCCUUGGAAAGAUGUACGCUAAAGGCAAUGGGGUUAAACAAAAGAAUAUUGAAGAAGCCCUAAAAUGGUUUAAAAAGGCUGCUGAACAAGGACAUUUUGAAGCCGGAAUUAUCGUUGAUGCUUUUGUUUAAAACUUUUUAUUUAAAAAAUUAACGACUAAACGAAUUUUGUAAUUAUUGUAAUAAAUAAAUAAACAUUUAAAAUUUUAUAAAUAUUUAAAAUUUUACAAA